This is a messenger RNA of Stegodyphus dumicola, 780 nucleotides long. RefSeq lists its product as uncharacterized. NCBI's taxonomy places the organism in Eukaryota, Metazoa, Arthropoda, Arachnida, Araneae, Eresidae. The record is from RefSeq and is a predicted model, not a curated record.
AUGAAACUUUUCACACCAUUGCACUAUGAACAACCCUCACAACAUUUGGAUGUGCAUCCAGUCCUUCAAGGAACAGGACUUCGGAUUUUCCUUAAGGACGUAACACUGCCACCUAUCCCAAGCAUUCAAUAUUACACUGAUGGAUCUAAAAUAGAUCAACAGACAGGCUGUGCCCUUGUAGCCUUUCAUAAUGGUCAGUCAAUUUAUCAGUGGCUGGGUCAUCUCCAUGGAAAUAAUAGUGUAUUUCAAGCGGAGGCCCUAGCCAUCCUCAAAGCAGUUCAACACUGUAAAACAAGUGGUGCUAUGGAGGCAAUAAUUAUCACUGAUAGUCUUUCGUCGCUUCAAGCGAUUCAAAACCCCAGACAUUCUUCUUCGCUUAUCUCGGACAUCCAAUGUGAACUUCGUAAUCAAGUGGGAAAUAACAUCACGCUAGCUUGGACUAAGGGCCAUGCUGGGGAUCACGGUAAUACUUUGGCAGAUAAGUUAGCCAAAUCAGCUGCCGAAAAUACCGAUGCCGAGGCUGAAGAAGUGAUUCUUAAGUGGCCAACAUCUCACUUAAAACGAGCUCUUCUUUUAAAAGUUAUAUCCCAAUGGCAACUAGAAUGGGAUACUGAUGAAACCGGUCGACGAACGUACAAUCAUAUUACGUAUGUGGAUCAAUGUCGUCAGAUAACAAAUCAUCAACUAGUAAGAUAUAUCUCGGGGCAUGGUCCAUUUCCAAGCUACUUUUACAAGCAUGGAAUUGCAAAUAGUGAAUAUUGUGUCUGCGCGGAACUCUAG